Molecule: messenger RNA, 1581 nt
Organism: Musa acuminata AAA Group (dessert banana)
Lineage: Eukaryota; Viridiplantae; Streptophyta; Magnoliopsida; Zingiberales; Musaceae
Product: homeobox protein rough sheath 1-like
Exons: 7
Coding region: 309-1298 (329 amino acids)
Biological process (GO): regulation of transcription by RNA polymerase II
Cellular component (GO): nucleus
Molecular function (GO): DNA-binding transcription factor activity, RNA polymerase II-specific; RNA polymerase II cis-regulatory region sequence-specific DNA binding
Source: RefSeq, a predicted model, not a curated record
UACUAAUCCAUGAAACUAUCAUUUCCAAGGAAGCAUAAAGGAGGAGAUGGAAGUCCUCUACCGACCCUUGCGUUCUCCCGUGAGACCAGAUCUGAAGACGAGCUCCGACGAGAAGAGCAGGAGAUGGAAGUGAUGGGCACGUGAGGUUUCAGGCUUGCUCGGGGCUCUCUUUCUUCCCCUUCUCUCUCCUUAGCAUUGAGUUCAUCUUCUGCCAUCCACCUAUUAUAUUUUUGCCAGCUUUCCUCUCUGCUCCUUUCCUUUCUCUCUUUUUGUUGUUAUUAUACUUUCUAUAGGUCGACAAGUGAGGGAUGGAGGAAUUCUACCACCUAGGUGAUAGUGGUAGUGGUGGAGCCUUCACUACAUCACCUACUCCACCGCAGAGAGCGGCCGUCUGCAGGCAGAGCUUCCGAACGCCACCACUUAAAACCGAAGCUGGACCAUCUCAGUCCCAAAAGAGAACGAUAGCGACGCAAGAACAGGGGGAGAACUCACCAAGUGAUGUAGAAGAAGACAUCAAGGCAAAGAUCAUGUCGCACCCGCACUAUUCUACUCUUGUCGCAGCCUUUACGGACUGCCAAAAGGUGGGAGCGCCACCGGAGGUGGUGGCGAGGCUCUCGACCAUCGCCCGCGAGCUCGCGUUGGGCCCGAGUUGCCAUAACGGCACUUCUGAUCCUGACCCUGAGCUCGACCAGUUCAUGGAGUCAUACUGUGAUGUACUCAUCAAGUACCGGGAAGAGCUAACGAGGCCAUUGCAAGAGGCCAAAGACUUCCUCAUGAAGAUGGAGUUACAGUUUAAUGCGCUCACCGACGCUUCCACUCGCGGCCUUUUCUCCACUGAUGAAAACUGUGAAGGUUUUGGUUCCUCUGAAGAGGACCAGAAUGCCACUGGGGAUUAUCAGGUGGAUCCUCAGGAUAUCGACCCCCAUGCCGACAAAGAACUGAAGCACCAUCUCUUGAAGAAGUAUGGUGGCUACUUGAGCAGACUCCGGCAAGAGCUGACCAAGAAGAAGAAGAAAGGAAAGCUGCCCAAGGAAGCUCGGCAGAAGCUGCUCAACUGGUGGCAGCUCCACUACAAAUGGCCGUAUCCAUCUGAAACGGAGAAGGUGGAAUUGGCUGAGUCGACAGGUCUUGAUCAGAAGCAAAUCAACAACUGGUUCAUCAACCAAAGAAAGAGGCACUGGAAGCCAUCAGAGGACAUGCAGUUCGUGGUGAUGGAUGGUUUCUAUCCACAGAAUGCUUCUGCUCUCUACAUGGAAGGGCAGUUCAUGGGUGACGGCAUCUACCGCCUUGGUCCGUGAUGCCUUGUGAUCUAAACCAAGUUUCCAGAUAUUAAGAAGAGGAAAAGGAGAAAGCAGAGGGAGGAGGAUGAAGCCCUAAAUAUCUUUUUCUUUCCCCCAUUUUAAUGGGGAUGAGAACAGUAAGAUGACAUGCAUUCGAUGCAACACCAAUGCAAGAAGAGAAUGUUGUAGUAUAUUUCAUAUUUCAAACAUGCAAAACAUAAUAUAAAUACGUAAUGCAUUAAUGUUGUUCAUGGUUUAACUGGAACAGAAAUAAAAAGUUGGAGGCUUGCAAAUUCUUAUC